Darwinula stevensoni is the source of this 541-nucleotide messenger RNA. Lineage: Eukaryota; Metazoa; Arthropoda; Ostracoda; Podocopida; Darwinulidae. The record is from the annotation of a GenBank genome assembly.
UCAGAUGAGAUGCGGACUCGACAUCCACCGCUCCAGUGCCGCGACGGUGAUCGAAUAGGGAGGAACCAAGCGCGAAUGCGAAUGCGAAUGCGACUCCAUCCAUGAGGAUCCCGUGUGAGGAGAAGCUGGCUGGUUCGGGAAGGUCCGGGCGAUGCUUGGACCGGCCCGCUAGGACGUGAUGAGGGCCGGGUUGGCCCGUUUCUUCCUACCGCCGCUUUUCUUCCUUGUGACAAUGCAAACGCAGCAUCGGAAGCCCGAGUACCGACUCCACCAGCUCAAGUGUCUCGUGUCCAAGCAUCACUUCACGUUACAGGUCUUCCCCGACGGCACCGUGAACGGGACGCUCUCGCGGCUCUCCAGCACCACUCCACAAUUUUAUCGACGCGAAACGUUCAAGGCCAUCGAAAACCGCCGCAAAGAUCGUCCAAAUCGAGCGAGUCCAGAUGUGGUGCGUGGAUCCAUGUAUCUUCCAGCGAUAACGGGCCAGAAACGAGGUGUUGACACUUCACCGGGCUAUUAUCGCCUUGACAGGCGCUAUUGA